This is a messenger RNA of Taeniopygia guttata (zebra finch), 2969 nucleotides long. It is a transcript of the gene KIRREL1, whose product is annotated as kirre like nephrin family adhesion molecule 1. The record is from RefSeq and is a predicted model, not a curated record. Gene Ontology annotation, molecular function: cell adhesion molecule binding. Gene Ontology annotation, cellular component: plasma membrane; cell-cell junction. Gene Ontology annotation, biological process: cell-cell adhesion. NCBI's taxonomy places the organism in Eukaryota, Metazoa, Chordata, Aves, Passeriformes, Estrildidae.
GCUCGGGGCUCGGCGCGCAGCGGAGCCGCCGGAGCUCCGUGGCCCUUCCCGGCCCCUGCCCGGCCCCGGCCCGGCCGGGCCAGGCUCCCGAACCGCGCUGCCGGUACCGGGGGCGGCGCGGGGCCGCGAGGGGCGGCGCUCGGCCCCCCCCGAACCCCUCCCGGAGCCCCGGGACCCCCGGCGGGCCCUGCCCCGGAGCGCGGCCGCCGCCACGGGACGGGAGCAUGCGGAUCCUCCUCCUGUGCCUGCUGAGUCUCGCCGGGAGCCGCGGGCAAGCGGUGCAGACGCGCUUCGUGGAGGAGCCCGAGGACCGGACGGUGGUGGCCGGGCAGAGAAUCGUCCUGUCCUGCGUGGUGCUCAACUACUCCGGCAUCGUGCAAUGGACCAAGGACGGGCUGGCCCUGGGCAUGGGCCAGGGCCUCAAAGCGUGGCCGCGGUACCGCAUCGUGGGCACGGCGGACUCGGGCCAGUACAACCUGGAGAUCCGCGACGCCGAACUCUCCGAUGACGCCGUCUACGAGUGCCAGGCCACCGAGGCCGCGCUGCGCUCGCGCCGCGCCAAGCUCACCGUGCUCAUCCCCCCGGAGGACCCCACCAUCGACGGCGCCCCCGAGAUCCUGCUGCGGGCAGGGACCCCCUACAACCUGACGUGCCGCGCGCGCAGCGCCAAACCCGCGGCCACCAUCGCCUGGUUCCGCGACGGGCUGCAGCAGGACGGCGCUGUCACCAGCACGGAGCUGCUGGCCGAUGGCAAGCGCGAGAGCACCACCAGCCUGCUGGCCAUCAACCCCACGGACCUGGACAUCGGCCGCGUCUUCUCCUGCCGCAGCUCCAACGAGGCCGUGCCGGCCGGCAAGGAGACCUUCGUCAGGCUGAACGUGCACCAUCCCCCGACGGUCACCCUGUCCAUCCAGCCGCAGACGGUGCAGGAGGGCGAGAGGGUCGUGUUCACCUGCAUGGCCACGGCCAACCCCGAGAUCAAGGGCUACAGGUGGGCCAAAGGGGGGGUGAUCAUCGAGGAGGCCAAGGAGAACAGGUACGACACGCAGGUGGACUACACCUUCUUCACUGAGCCCGUGUCCUGCGAGGUGCACAACGACAUCGGCAGCACCAACGUCAGCACCCUGGUGGACGUGCACUUCGCCCCCCGGAUCGUGGUGGACCCCAAGCCCACGGUGACCGACAUCGGCUCCGACGUCACCCUGACCUGCGUGUGGUCGGGGAACCCCCCACUCACCCUCACCUGGACCAAGAAGGAAUCCAACAUGGUCCUGAGCAACAGCAACCAGCUGUACCUCAAGUCGGUGACGCAGGCCGACGCCGGCCAGUACGUCUGCAAGGCCAUCGUGCCCCGGAUCGGCGUGGGCGAGAGGGAGGUCACCCUCUUCGUCAACGGCCCCCCGAUCAUCUCCAGCGAGCCGGUGCAGUUCGCCGUGCGCGGCGACCGUGGCAAGGUCGAGUGUUUCAUCGGCAGCACGCCGCCGCCCGACCGCAUCGCCUGGGCGUGGCAGGAGAACAUUCUGGAAGCCGGCACGCUGGAGCGCUACACGGUGGAGAGGAGCAACACGGGCAGCGGCGUCCUGUCCACGCUGACCAUCAACAACGUGGUGGACGCCGACUUCCAGACGCGCUACAACUGCACGGCCUGGAACAGCUUCGGGCCCGGCACGGCCAUCAUCCAGCUGGAGGAGAAAGAGGUCCUGCCCGUGGGCAUCAUCGCCGGGGCCACCAUCGGCGCCAGCGUCCUCCUCAUCUGCUGCCUGGCGGCCCUCGCCUGCUUCCUCUACCGGCGCCGCAAAGGAAGCCGCAAGGACGUCACGCUGCGCAAGUUGGACAUCAAGGUGGAGACGGUCAACCGGGAGCCGCUGACGCUGCACGCGGACAGGGAGGAGGACACGGCCAGCGUGUCCACGGCCACCCGCGUCAUGAAGGCCAUCUACUCGUCGUUCAAGGACGACGUGGACCUGAAGCAGGACCUGCGCUGCGACACCAUCGACACCCGCGAGGAGUACGAGCUCAAGGACCCCACCAACGGCUACUACAACGUCCGCGCCCACGAGGACCGGCCGGCCUCGCGCUCCGUCCUCUACGGCGACUACCGCGCGCCGGGCCCCGGCCGCUUCGAGGCGCGGCCGCCGUCGCGGCUCUCGCACUCCAGCGGCUACGCCCAGCUCAGCUCCUACCCCCGCGGCGGCCCCGAGUUCCCGCCCGAGGCCGCGGCGGCCGCGGGGACGGCGGUGGGGGACACGGCCAGCCAGCUGUCCUACGAGAACUACGCGGGCGGCGGCGGCGCCUUCCCGGGCGGCACCGCGUACCCGCCGUACCGGCUGGGCUUCGGCGCCGCCGCCGCCGCGGGGCUGGAGCGCGGCGCCUACGAGGCCUACGACGUCGUGGGCAAGUUCGGCGGCGCCACGCGGUUCUCGUACACCUCGCAGCACUCGGACUACGGGCAGCGCUUCCAGCAGCGCAUGCAGACGCACGUUUAGGGCGGGGAGGGCUCCGCGGGUACCUCACGAGCGUCCCCUGAUAUUCAGGGGUUCGCCCCGAUCCCCCCGAUCCCCCGACCUCUCCUUGGAGCUUCCGUUCGUUCCCUCGGUUCUCUCGCCGGUACGUUCCCGUCCCCGCGGGCGCAGGGAGGGCUCGGCGCCGUGCUCGUCGUCCCCUCCGCGCCGCCCACGGGGUUUGAGCCCCCGUCGCCGUUCCCGGAGCUUUCCCAGGAGCAGCUCUGCGUGUCCCCAGAUCCAGAGGGGCGUGCAGACCCCAAAACCAGCCCCAGCCUGGACCAUUCCAAUUCCUCAAACCAUUCCUCAAACCAUUCCCCAAACCAUUCUCAUUGGGAUCUGUGUGCUCCCAAAUCCAGAGGGACACACAAAUCCCAAAACCAGCCCCAUCCCAAACCACUCACACUCCUCAAACCAUUCCCAUUGGGAUCCACGUGUUCCCAAAUCCAGAGGGACGCACAAAUCCCA